AUGAAAAGUAAUCAAAAAAAAUCUUUUAAAGAGUAUUUGGCAGAAAUUGAAGACCCUAAUUACCAAGGAGGCUACCAAGAGGAUAAUAAUUUGUCUGAUAAAGAAUUAAGGGAAAGAACUGGUCUAUCACAGAGAAAGUUAGAGGACAUUUUAUUUACUCGUAUAGAAAAAGUAAAUUCUGACGAGUUAAUCAAUGUGGCUAGUAAAUUAUUUGCUCCUUGUCAAGUAGAAAUUGUUAUUAAAGAGGAGAAUUCCUUUCAUGCCCGAGCCGUUUAA
Molecule: messenger RNA, 276 nt
Organism: Ambispora leptoticha
Lineage: Eukaryota; Fungi; Glomeromycota; Glomeromycetes; Archaeosporales; Ambisporaceae
Source: the annotation of a GenBank genome assembly